Messenger RNA from Exophiala aquamarina CBS 119918, 708 nucleotides. RefSeq lists its product as uncharacterized. The record is from RefSeq and is a predicted model, not a curated record. The transcript is spliced from 2 exons. NCBI's taxonomy places the organism in Eukaryota, Fungi, Ascomycota, Eurotiomycetes, Chaetothyriales, Herpotrichiellaceae. Bases 1 to 708 code for a protein of 235 amino acids.
AUGUCGACUGGUGAAGCACUCCCUACAAGAGUCCUUGCGGGCGUUACUGUGCCGGAUACCCCUCUCAUAACCAAGGCGAUAGAGUUUGCCCGAGAGUACUCGUCCGAUGAUACAUUCAACCACAUCAUCCGCUCGUUCCUCUUCGGAUUCAUCAUUGCGGAUAAAGUUAUUGGCGAUCGUGAUCGAGAAGCCCAUGCAGUUGCGGCACUACUACACGAUCUGGGUUUUCCCAUAGGCCACCCACCGCAUUCUGAGCUCAUCAGCUCAGACAAGCGAUUCGAGGUUGACGGUGCUAACGCUGCCCGCAAUUUCCUCAAGAGGGAAGCUGCACACUGGGACAAGCACCGACUGCAGCUGGUCUGGGAUGCCAUCGCAUUACACACAAUUGGCACCAUAGUCUUUGAGAAAGAGCCGGAGGUUCAGGCAACGAGUUAUGGCAUAUGGGCCGAUUUCCAGGGACCUGACCGAAUUCAGGGAAACCCAAUGUCAUGGGACGAGUACAAUGCCGUUGUCAAGGAAUAUCCAAGGUUAGGUCUCAUGAAAGGGUUGAAGGCAAAUAUGCUUCAUCUCUGCAAAACUAAGCCUCAAACCACCUACGACAGCACCGUUGGUGAGUGGGGAGACAGAUAUCUGUCGCCCGAAGAGUACAGCAGGAAAGGGAAACUGACACAAGAUCUUCUGGAAACAUGCGACCUCGAUGACUUAUAA